AUGCCUUUCGGGCCUUGUACAUUCGGGGCUUCUCUCUCCUGCUGGCGAUUUAUUUUAUUAAUUUUCUUUCUGUUUCGUUGCCUUUCUACGUUUCUUUAUGUUUACCUUUUCUUACUUUGUAUCUGUCCAUCUUUCUUUCAUUGUUCGUUCAAUCACUCUCUUUAUUUCUAUAUUAUUCAUUAUUUAUUUCUACGUUUUUGUUCUAUCUAUCUAUCUAUCUAUCUAUCUAUCUAUCUAUCUAUCUAUCUAUCUAUCUAUCUCAGUCUGUUUAUAUCUAUCUCAGCCUAUUCAUAUCUAUCUAUCUAUCUAUCUAUCUAUCUAUCUGAAUCCCUAUUCUAUCUAUCUAUCUAUCUAUCUAUCUAUCUAUCUAUCUCAGUCUCUUCAUUAUCUAUCUAUCUAGCUAUCUAUCUAUCGCAAUCACUUCAUAGCUAUCUAUGCUUCUAUCUUAAUUACACCGUAUCUAUCUAUCUAUCUAUCUAUCUAUCUAUCUAUCUAUCUAUCUAUCUAUCUCAUUUUCUUCAUUAUCUAUCUAUCUAUCUAUCCUUUCUUUUCCUUUCCUUAUUUCUUUUAUUGGUUCAUCUAUGCUUUUUUUUCUUUUUUCUAUCUUUUUUUUUUGGUCUUUCUAAAAUUCGUUCCUGCUUUUUUUCUACGCCUUUCUUUCUUUUUAUCUUUUACUUUCUUUCUUUCUUUCUUUUUUCUUUCUUUCUUUCUUUCUUUCUUUCUUUUUAUCUUUUACUUUCUUUCUUUCUUUCUUUCUUUCUUUUUUUCUUUCUUACUUUCUUUCUUUCUUUUUAUCUUUUACUUUCUUUCUUUCUUUCUUUCUUUCUUUCUUUCUUUCUUUCUUUCUUUCUUCCAACAACGGGACGUGAUAAAAAUACUUAUCUCGAUCGUGCUUGGUUCAUUUUAUUCCUCCCUAUUGUACGAUUUUCUUUCUCUUCACUUAAAUUAAUGUCAACCUCGUACGCCUCAGCCCCUGCCAUCACACUUCGCAUACGAAGUUGUUUCAAGGUGUGUUCUUUGCCUUUCUUUCUUUCUUUCUUUCUUUCUUUCUUUCUUUCUUUCUUUCUUUCUUUCUUUCUCAACAACCCGCGUUUAUCAUUCUCUCUCUUUCAAUAUAAACUCAAAUACACGGCGGCUCUCUCUCUCUCUCUCUCUCUUUCUCUUUCUCUCUCUCUGAAUUUCUUUUAUUCUAUUUACCUCUCUAUCUCAAUUUCUCUCUCUACCUCUCUUUCUCUCCCUCUCGCGAUCUCAUUCUGUUUCGAUCGGCCUUUCUCUUAUUCUGUACCCUUUAUCCCAGUUGUUUUUUCUCUCUCUUUCUCUUUCUCUCUCUCUCUCUCUCUCUCUCUCUACCUUACUUGCUCUUUCUCUCGCUCAUUCUUUUCUCUCAGUCUCUACCUCUCUAUUUUUUCUCGCCCUCUCAUAAUCUCAUUCUGUUUCGAUCUGCCUGUCUCUUAUUCUAUUUCCCUCUCUAUCUCAGUUUCUCUCUCUCUACCUCUAUUUCUCUUUCUCUCACUCUCGCUAUCUUAUUCUAUCUCGAUCUCCCUUCCUCUUGUUCUAUUUACCCCUCUAUCGCAGUUUAUUUCUCUCUCUCUCCCUCUCUCUCCCUAUCUCUCUCUUUCGCUAUCUCAUUCUGUUUCGAUCUGCCUGUCUCUUAAUCUCUUUACCCAUCUAUCUCAGUUUCUCUCUCUCUCUCGUCCUCUUGUUCUCUCUCUUUUUCACUGUUUCUAUUUAUCAUCUUCUCAUUCUCUAUCGUUUUUUCUCUCUCUUAACUCCUCUCAUUCUGUUUUUAUUUAUUUUCCCCUUGUUCCACCCCUUCUCUAUAUGUCUUUUUCUUUUUCUUUCUCUCUUUCUCACUCUUUCUCUCUCUCUCUCUCUCUCUCGUACUUUCAUUCUCUUUAUUGCUCUCUCUAUUUCUAUUUAUCAUCCGUUCUCUACCCCCCCUCUCUCUCUCCUUGUCACUCUCUCUUAUUCUCUAUCACGUUUUCACUUUUCUUCUCUCUUAGCACUCUAUUCUCCCCUUUCAUCCACCGGCCAUUUUACAAUCUGCCAUAUUUUCUUUGGUUUCCUUUUAUCUGA
Molecule: messenger RNA, 2076 nt
Organism: Acanthosepion pharaonis
Lineage: Eukaryota; Metazoa; Mollusca; Cephalopoda; Sepiida; Sepiidae
Source: the annotation of a GenBank genome assembly